Talpa occidentalis (Iberian mole) is the source of this 1229-nucleotide messenger RNA. It is a transcript of the gene RAB7A, whose product is annotated as RAB7A, member RAS oncogene family. Gene Ontology annotation, cellular component: lysosome; phagocytic vesicle; late endosome. Gene Ontology annotation, biological process: endosome to lysosome transport; phagosome-lysosome fusion. The record is from RefSeq and is a predicted model, not a curated record. Gene Ontology annotation, molecular function: GTPase activity; GTP binding. NCBI's taxonomy places the organism in Eukaryota, Metazoa, Chordata, Mammalia, Eulipotyphla, Talpidae. Bases 196 to 819 code for a protein of 207 amino acids. The transcript has 6 exons.
GGAGCCCGAGUCUUGGCCAUAAAGCCAGAGGCGGCGGCGGCGGCGGCGUUGGAGGCUUGGAGCGAGUCGAGGAGUCGGCUGGACCCGGAACUUGGAGUUGCCCCGUGCCCCGGCCUCCCUAGCAUCCCCUCUUCGGCGGCAGCCAUCGCGACGCGCCCGGCCAGGAGCCCCAAGCGGAGCGGCCGCGUUUGAAGGAUGACCUCUAGGAAGAAAGUGUUGCUGAAGGUUAUCAUCCUGGGAGAUUCUGGAGUUGGUAAGACAUCACUCAUGAACCAGUAUGUGAACAAGAAAUUCAGUAAUCAGUACAAAGCCACAAUAGGAGCAGACUUUCUGACAAAGGAGGUGAUGGUGGAUGACAGACUAGUUACUAUGCAGAUCUGGGACACAGCAGGACAGGAACGGUUCCAGUCUCUUGGCGUGGCCUUCUACAGAGGUGCAGACUGCUGCGUCCUGGUGUUUGACGUGACUGCCCCCAAUACCUUCAAAACCCUUGAUAGUUGGAGGGAUGAGUUUCUCAUUCAGGCCAGUCCCCGUGAUCCGGAAAACUUCCCCUUCGUUGUGUUGGGAAACAAGAUUGACCUCGAAAACAGACAAGUGGCCACAAAGCGGGCACAGGCCUGGUGCUACAGCAAAAACAACAUUCCCUACUUUGAGACCAGUGCCAAGGAGGCCAUCAACGUGGAGCAAGCGUUUCAGACGAUUGCACGGAAUGCACUUAAACAGGAAACGGAGGUGGAGCUGUACAAUGAAUUCCCUGAACCCAUCAAACUGGAUAAGAAUGACCGGGCCAAGGCCUCCACGGAGAGCUGCAGUUGCUGAAGGGGCAGUGAAAGCAGAGCACAGAGUCCUUCACAGACCAAGAACACACUUAGGCCUUCCAACACAAGUCCCUCUCCUCUUCCAAACAGAACAUAAAGUGAUCUCUCCUUUCCAGUUGCCAAAAGAAACCCCUCCACACAGCACACAUGCAGUGCACACACACAGACCUGACACAAGCAGACAGACUCCAGUCCAUACCCACGAUGGCUGCGUUGGGGUCUGUCCACCACGUCGGCCUGGCAUGCGGCAGGACAGCCCACUGUAGAAAUCGCUCUGGUGUGGAGUUGGCAUCAGAAGCUUAUUCUUUUUGUCCACUGGAGAGAGAGAACUGUUUACAGUUAAUCUGUGUCUGAUUAGUUACCUGAUUUUUUUAACGGUCUUGUGAUCUUUUUACCCCUUCCCCCGACCCC